Molecule: messenger RNA, 2823 nt
Organism: Drosophila kikkawai
Lineage: Eukaryota; Metazoa; Arthropoda; Insecta; Diptera; Drosophilidae
Gene: Actn3
Product: alpha actinin 3
Molecular function (GO): protein binding
Source: RefSeq, a predicted model, not a curated record
UAUAACUGCAAAGAGCAGCUCUUCCAAAAAUUCUUGUUUUAAAUUAAAGUAAGAAAUAUAUGUUUAGCUAUAAUCACCAUGAUGGAGGCUCUUUUGGCGGAAAUUAAGAGUACAGUGGCCAGUCUGGAGAAUGACAGCGAACCAGAGGAGCUGCACAUGAGAGCCUGUAUGGGCAAAACCGUAAAGUUGAUGAAAGAUCUCCGAAAUUCCAUCGUUGAAACUGGGCAUUACAGCGAACUGUUCACAAGUCGCACUUCGAAAGUCCUGGCGGAAUGUCGCACCUUGAUGGGGUUUCUUUAUAGAAGUGUGCCGUGCCAUGCUGAGGGAGGCAAGGUACCUGCAGAGGCGCAGCGCUGCUUCCUUCAGGUCAUGGAUGUCGUUAUAGGCCAGUUCGACGACAUCAUCAAAGAAUCCCAAAACAAACAGAAUUCAGGGGAUCCGGAUUCCCAAAACGAGAUACGAAAGGAACUGAAAGAAGUGAUACACCAAAACCUAACGCGUUUCAAGAAACUGACUGCCUCGGCUAUACAGGCCUCUAAAAGGGGUUGCAAAAUAGAUGGUGAUUUGGAGAAUAAACUAAGCUCCGAGCACUUGGAAUCCGCGGUCGAACCCCAGAAAAUCAAGGAGCAGAAGGAGGAGCUCAAAGUUUCCCAAAAAGGAUCACAGCCGGAGCUCGAUGUCUCAAGAAGGGAUAGAGGCGAUGCCAAGGACAUUCAUUCGCCCAAUCUCAAGAAUAGCCAUCUUAGUCCGUCCCAGAUUCCCGAUUGCAGGCCGGAGGAGAUACGGCUGGAGCACCUGCCGCAGUCGGGGGAAGAUAUAAGCAAAGCGAAAUCGACCGAGCGUCAGCCAUACCUGCUAGCUCAAACAAGUGCCACCCUCUCUGAUUUUAUUUUAAAGGACCAGUCGGAAAAGGAAUCCAAUAUAGAAAUAGUAGACUCCUAUCAAAACAUAAAAGGCCAAACAAGCCUGAAGACGGAGAGUCAAGACCUCAAGGAUUUCUUUGUCCAGAAAGAACCGACAAAGAGUAAUUCUUCAGAUCUUAUAUUCAAGGACCAUUCGGAACUAGAAUCCAAUGUGGAAAUAGUAGACUCUCGAGAGAACAUAAAAGACAAAACAAGCCUAAGGACAGAGACCAAAGAUCUCCAGGUAUUGUGGGCCCAGAAAGAAAAGACAAAGUACAAUUCUUCAGAUUCUUUAUUGAAAGACCAGUCGGAACUGAAAUCCAAUGUAGAAAGAGUAGACUCUCAACAGAAAGUAAAAAGCCAAACAAGCAUGAGGACGGAAGGCCAAGACCUUCAGGUUUUGUGGGUCCAGAGAGAAAAAACCAAGUUCAAUUCUUCAAAUUGUAUAUUCAAGGACCAGUCGGAACUGAAAUCCAAUGAAAAAAGAGUAGACUCUCAACAGAACAUAAAAGGCCAAACUCGCCUGAGGUCUCAGAGUCAAGACCUACAGGAUUUAUCGAUCCAGAAAGAACAGUCUAGGAUUAAGACAAAGUGCAAUGCUUCAGAUUUUAUAUUAAAGGACCAAACGGAACUGGAAUCCAAUGCGGAAAUAGUAGACUCUCAACAGAAAGUAAAAAGCCAAAGAAGCCUGAGGACGGAGAGCCAAGACCUCCAGGUUUUGUGUGACCAGAAAGAACAGCCUAGGAUUCAGAUAAAGCGUAAUUCUUCAGAUUUUAAAUUAAAGGACCAGUCGGAACUAAAAUCCAAUGUAUCAAUGGUAGGCUCCAAUCAGAACAUUAAAUGGCAGCCAAGUUUAAAGAUGGAGAAUCGUCAAGACCUCCAAGUUUUGUGGGUUCAGAAAGAACAGCCCGUUCUUCAAACCAGCUCCACCUCUUCAGAUUUUAAAUUUGAUGAUCAGACGCAAACGAGUUUGACUACCGAAAGUUCGCAAGACUUCCAGAUUUUGUUGAACCAAACAGACGAUCGUAUAAUUGAGACGAGCUUUUCAUCUUCGUGCAUCGAGAGCCUAAGAGACGUGCCCGUCUUGAAGGAACUGGAAUCCAAUAUGGCGUGUUCAGGUUCCAUUCAAAACCAUAUUGGUUUAUUGAGGACAUGUCGCAAAGACCUGCCGUUUUUGUCUGUCCAGGAAGACAAGCCCUUGAUUCGUACUAGCUUCACUUCUCCCGGAUUCUUAUUGAAGGACGUGCUGCACCCGGAAAAUGAUAAAAUAAAAGCCCGUUUGACAUCCAAAAGUUCGCAAGACCAGCAGGCAUGGGCUCAGACAGACAAUCCCAUGUUAAAGGGGAGCUCAUCUUUCGAUUUCUCAAUUAAGAAAACAAAUUCGUAUAUAAAGAAUAUAAAAAGUCGGCAGAUAGACAACCCACUGACCCAGAAGUUGAAUUCAAGCAAGGUGACUCUGCAGAGUCAGAUUUCCGCGGAAACAUCUUCUCCAAAUAAUGUCCAACUUCCAUUGACCAGACCACAGAGGAACCGGAAUACUAGCAUUAAGAAAAAAUUAUCAGCAAACAACUUCUUUGCGGUGGGAAAAACCUUUGGUAACACUCGCCUGCGACUGCUCCGCUGGUGUCAGGAAAGAACGAGGAAAUAUGGCCUUCCCAUGUACGAGUUCAGCGAGUCCUGGCGGAGUGGCCGUGCCCUGGUAGCUCUCAUUGCCUCAUAUCACAAGGAUUUGAUUGAAGAACGUUUCCUGAACAAGGAGUCGCCAAGGAGUACGCUCACCUACGGCGCUAAUGUCGCCAAAUCCCUGGGAGUAGACAGCGAAGUGGACAUUGUACAGGUGUGCCGGCAGAAGGUUCCAGAUUUCUGUCAGGUGUGUGCGUUCGUAGAUAAACUGGAGCGCUGCCUGGUGCCAAGGCUCUAA